Molecule: messenger RNA, 1201 nt
Organism: Tachysurus fulvidraco (yellow catfish)
Lineage: Eukaryota; Metazoa; Chordata; Actinopteri; Siluriformes; Bagridae
Product: E3 ubiquitin-protein ligase TRIM8-like
Exons: 4
Coding region: 321-656 (111 amino acids)
Source: RefSeq, a predicted model, not a curated record
UUCAUCAGCUGACAAAGGAAGUACAACCUCUCCUGAGCCUUUUUCACAAUGGAGUCUAUGUGAAUGUCCCACUUCAGGUCCUGGGAGAUUGUGGUUCCCAGGAAUCUGAAUGACUCCACUGCUGAGACAAUGCUGUCCCUGAUGGAUGCAAGGAGCAAGGACAGUGGGUUUCAUAAUGUACACCACAAAACCCAACCCCCUGCCAGCACUGGAAAAUAAAAGCUGCAGGCAAGGAGCUUUUGAUGAGGAAUUGCUUGCUGGCAUAUUGAGAGAAGGGAAUUUUUUGUGGAGCACCUUUUUUCUGGACCUUGUGGAGCUGAAUGUUUAUUGGAGCUAUGAAAACUCCAGCUCAGGAAAAUCCUGAAAAACAGCAGGAGCAUUUGAAAAAGCAAAGGGACAUUCUUGCUUACCGAAUGAAAAAACUGUCAGCAAAGCAAGAGCAUUUCAUUAAAAAGACUGCAGAACUGAAAGAAAAGAUCCGAAAGAAGUAUGAAGACAUGAAGCGAGUGCUGGAUGAGGACCUGCGAAUCACAAUGUGCCAGCUAGACAUGGAGCAGGAGGCUAUGGAGAGAGCCACUGAGGAGAACAUGCACUGUAAAAAAUAUUUAACAGUGAUGAACAGUAAAAUUGUGACAGUAAAAGUCCGUAAACUAUAAAAUAUUUUAAAACUGUAGAUUUAAUGUGAAUUUCUUGUAAAAAAAAAAAACAAAUGUGAAAACCAGUAAUAUGUAUAUUGUUUUUCAGAAAAAAUACUUAACAAUACCGUAAUGCACUAUUGCAGUGUUUUUCAAAUGGAAAAUUUCAUAAAGUUUAUAACGGUCAAACAAUAUGAUUUUUACAUUUAUUUGUUGAAAAAAUUAAUUGUUGAAUGCAAGUAUGAUUGUGUUGUAAUUAUGCUAUAAUAUGACAGUGAUUUUUGAAAUAUUUUCACAUAAUAAUAUUAAAUAUCACUAUUAAGAAAUCGAAAUCACUUUACAGUGAAUUCAUUCUUGAUUCACUCCAUCUUCACACAUUGGUCGUGUUAGUAAGCAGUGUACAAUGUAUUCGGAUAUUUUUUCCUCAAGUGUCAUAUUUGAGUAAAAUUAAAUCUUUACAUGUCUAUCAGUUCCCUUUUCUAUUGUGUUUUUAAAACAGCAUAUUCUUCUUUAUACUUGAAACAAUCUUUUUUAUGAUCCAAAAAACAAUAAAAUAAUAAUCUCUU